Messenger RNA from Mycotypha africana, 1071 nucleotides. RefSeq lists its product as uncharacterized. The coding region runs from base 1 to 1071 and encodes 356 amino acids. The record is from RefSeq and is a predicted model, not a curated record. Lineage: Eukaryota; Fungi; Mucoromycota; Mucoromycetes; Mucorales; Mycotyphaceae. The transcript has a single exon.
AUGGUCAAGUACACUUCCACUCUUUUAUUGGGUUUAGCCGCCACUAUCUGUACCACUUCAGCUUUACCCGUUCCAGCUGAAGAUGCUUCCAACGCCACUUUCGCUAUUACUGACAAUGUCGAUGAUAGCAAUAACACAACUGAAGUCCUAGCUGAUGUUACUGCUAGUACUACAACCACGCCACUUGACGAGGUUGCUACCUCUACUGAAACAGUGGAUAUUAUUCCUACUGACGCUAUUGAUUCCGACGAGAAUGGUGACGAAGAGGAAAGUACCAUUGUUGACGAGGUUGGUGAUAGUGACGAUGAAGAAGAGGACAUAGAAGACGAACAAGAAAUUGACGAUAGCAAUAAUGUCAAAAUUACAGAUGAAGAUGCGUCUGUUGAGCCCACUGUUGAUAUUGAAAACAACGUUGAUGUUCCUGAAGAAACACUUGCUGUUCAAGAGGAUAACAAUGAUGAAGCUGUAACUGCUGAGGAUUUGGAAGAAGCCACUGCCGCUGACGAAGAUUCUACUGAUGCUCCUGUUGAAGACUCCACGACUGAUGCUCCUGUCGAAGAAAAUGUGGAGGAAAAUACAGAUAACGCUGAUCCUUCUUCUGAGACCGCCGGUGACUUUGGCGAAACCGACAAUGCCGAUGAAACCGCUGUUGAUCAACCUGCCGAUAUUGAAGAGCAUACUGACAACAUUGAAUCACCCGAAGAAACAGAUGACAGCGAAGACAUUAAGAACACUGACAAUGUCGAUACGAAUGAAGAGGACAAUACUGAAGAAACUGACAAUGCUGAUAACGGUGUAAAUGGAGAAGUAGAUAUUGAAAUUGCUGCUGAGGAAGUCAAUAACAACGAUACAUCUGAAGCUCCUGUUGAAGAGGGUUCUAGCAAUGAAGAAGCUCCCGCCGAAGAAGCCUCAAUCGAGAAGUCUUCCGCUGAAGAAAAUCCCAUUGAAGAAACAACUGUCGAAGAACCUCCUAUUGAAGAUACCAAUGAAGAUGAUGUCAACGAAGAUUAUGACGAAGAAAAAGUUGCUGAUGAUAGCACCGAUGAGACCACUGUAGUGGAAGAUAUUUAA